ACAACAUGUAAUUAUAUGUGAGCGUAUCGAUGAUAAACAAUGGUAUUACACUGAUACGAUUGAUUUUAAGAAAACUGAAAAGGAAGAUAACAAGAUAUGGAAUAUAUUAAAAAAUACAUAGAUUCUGAUUAUCCAUCGUUCUAUAGUGAUAUUUGGAGAUCUUUGGGUUAUGAUUCUGUUGCAAAUUUAUAUACUGAAGGAAGUGAUAAGACAAUCUAUAUUAACGAUUUCACAAAAAGAUUUACUUUUAAAUUGAAUGAAAUAUAUAUCGAGUCUGUACAAAUUGUUCAUACAAGAAAUCAAAAACGUUCUGGACAACCUAUGAAACUGUCAAAUAAGACUUUUAAGUUUUACUCAAAUAAUUCAUCAAGAAAGGAGAUUUCAAGGAGUGAAGAUGGGGAAUACAUCCCUGUAUCAAAUUUCAAAAUCUUUGGUUGGCAUAAGCAGUCCACAAUCAAUGUGAAACACAAUGUUAGAGGUAUAAAGGCAGAAUGCGUUAACACAGAUAAUAUCAGCUCUCUACCUGCACUGUGUUACUAUACAAAUAAAGAAUUCUUCUAUACAGAUGAAUUUUUAGACAUUAUAAAAAUUUCUAGAGACGCCGGUAGAAAAGAGUUUCAUCGAAGGUCAAAAAGGUUGUACUCAUUUCUUAAAGAUAACAUUGGAAAUGCGGAACUUGUUGAAACAAGAAGGACUUUAAUUGAUAAUAAAUUCAUCUGUUUAUUUGGGGAUUUAGAUAUUUAUUUCGUUAGCGGAAGUAAAGCUGAAGGUCGUGACAUCAUAGGCAGUGAUACUGAUCAUAUGAGUGUAACUGAUGAUGCAGAUGAAAUAGAUGGAAACUCCGCGUUAAAGAUGGAUUCCUCUUUGAUUCAACUUCUGACACUGCUACACCUGGAUAUAUCUCGAUAAGACAAGUUCGCAAUGGAAUAAUUUCAGACACCGACUACAGUAGUAACCUGUUUAGAUUAGUCAAAAGGGAUGAAAUGGAAUAUAUCCAGCGAAGUAGCAUUACACCUUACGAACAUGGGCCGUCAGUAACUAUUUCAAGAUCGGAAAUAGAAGUCGACUUUGUUUAUUGCUUUAAAUCGAAAA
Mytilus trossulus (common blue mussel) is the source of this 1092-nucleotide messenger RNA. RefSeq lists its product as uncharacterized. NCBI's taxonomy places the organism in Eukaryota, Metazoa, Mollusca, Bivalvia, Mytilida, Mytilidae. The record is from RefSeq and is a predicted model, not a curated record. The coding region runs from base 97 to 909 and encodes 270 amino acids. The transcript is spliced from 2 exons.